CAUUAUUACACAUUAGUUUAUCUUUGGCAGGUUAGGUUUAGGUGAAACAAAUCUGAUUGAAAGUAUUUAAAACUGAAUUUUACUUUAUUCCCAUCAAUUUUUUUUUAUUUUACUGUUGGCACAGUUUUGAAUCUUUACCUUAAAGUAUAAUUUCAUUGCCUAUUUCUAGAGUAGAUAUUUCCCCUAAUUUUAUGAGAGAAUUAAAUACAAGGUAACACGAAGCAUUGUUUUUGUGCUUGUCUUUACCUUACACGAUUGAAGCACUUUUGGGACUUCAAUUUUUCUAGAGGCCCAAGCACAAUUGUUAGCUUACGCCUCAGUUCUUGAUUGACUUUUGCAUUGGCAAGUCGUAUUUUGUGCUUUAAAAUGGGAGGAAAGAGCUGGUUUAAUGGCACGAACUUAUUGGUGGGAUUCUGCGGUGCUGCUUAUAUCCUUCUUUUCACUUUUGCAAUAUUAACAUUAGUCAUGUGUUGAGAAUAACUUAUAUCAAUAUCCUAUUAUCUCCAAUGCCAAACCUUAAUUUCGGAAUAUAUAAUUU
Molecule: messenger RNA, 538 nt
Organism: Drosophila eugracilis
Lineage: Eukaryota; Metazoa; Arthropoda; Insecta; Diptera; Drosophilidae
Exons: 1
Coding region: 367-474 (35 amino acids)
Source: RefSeq, a predicted model, not a curated record